Molecule: messenger RNA, 2044 nt
Organism: Leopardus geoffroyi (Geoffroy's cat)
Lineage: Eukaryota; Metazoa; Chordata; Mammalia; Carnivora; Felidae
Gene: AFM
Product: afamin
Exons: 15
Coding region: 47-1852 (601 amino acids)
Biological process (GO): protein transport within extracellular region; vitamin transport
Cellular component (GO): cytoplasm; blood microparticle
Molecular function (GO): fatty acid binding; zinc ion binding; vitamin E binding
Source: RefSeq, a predicted model, not a curated record
AUUACUUUCUUUUGUGAAUGUGAUUUCUAAAAAAAAAAAAAAGAAAAUGAAACAGUUAAAACUUACAGGUUUUGUUAUUUUCUUGUUCUUUUUGACUGAAUCCCUAGCCCUGUCCACAAAGCCUCAAGAUGUAGAUGAUGUCAGUAUUACUCAGAAAUUUAUAGAGGAGAAUGUUGGAUAUAUCACCAUCAUCAUAUUUGCUCAAUAUAUUCAGGAGGCCUCCUUCGAAGAAGUGGAGAUGUUGGUAAAAACCAUGACAGAAUAUAGAGAUAAAUGCUUGGCUGACAUGACACUCCCAGAGUGUUCCGAAUUAGCUAAUGAUGUUUUACUGGAAAAUAUAUGUGCUUUGGAGGGACUUCCACAAAAGCAUAAUUUUUCACACUGCUGCAGUAAGGUCGACUUGGAAAAAAAACUUUGUUUCUUCCAUCAUAAGAAAGCUGAUGUAGGAUUUCUUCCCCCUCUUCCUACCUUGGAUCCUGAAGAGAAAUGCCAGACUUAUAAAAAUAACAGAGAAUCUUUUCUGAACAAUUAUAUAUAUGAAGUUUCCAGAAGGAACCCCUUUGUUUUUGCCCCUACUCUUCUAACUGUGGCUGCUCGUUUUGAGGAGAUGACUAAAACAUGUUGUGAAGAACAAGAUAAAGCUAACUGCUUUCGAACAAAAGCAGAACCUGUCAUACAAUAUUUAAAAGCAUCAUCUUCUUUUCAAAAAAAUGUCUGUGGGGCACUUAUAAAAUUUGGAUUGCAAGUCUUAGAAUCUAUAAAUGUUGCUAUACUUAGUCAAAAAUUUCCCAAGAUUGAAUUUAAGGAACUUACCUCCCUUCUAGAAGAUGUUUCUUCCAAGUACGAUGGAUGCUGUGAAGGGGAUGCUGUGCAGUGCAUCCGUGGCAGGAGCAAAGUUAUGAGCCAUAUUUGCUUAAAACAAGAUUCCAUCUCCAGCAAAAUCAAAGAGUGCUGUGAAAAGAAAAUACCAGAGCGUGGCGAGUGCAUAAUUUCCUCAAAUAAAGAUGACAGACCAAAGGACUUAUCUCUAAGAGAAGCAAAAUUUACUGAAAGCGAAAAUGUGUGUGAAGAACGAGAUGCUAAUCAAACGAGCUUCAUGGCUGAGUUUCUCUAUGAAUACUCAAGGAGACAUCCGGAACUGUCUACACCAGAGCUUUUAAGAAUCGCUGGCGUGUACGAGGAUCUUCUGAAAGAGUGUUGUCACACAGAAAACCCUCCAGACUGUUACCGCCACGCGGAACACAGAUUCAACGAGACAACUGAGAAAAGCCUCAAGAUAGUACAACGAGAAUGUGAACGUUCCCAGAAUUUGGGGAAAGAGGACUUGAAAUACUACUACCUUAUCAAACUCACAAAGAUAGCCCCCCAGCUCUCCACUGAAGAACUGACCUUUCUUGGCAAGGAAAUGGUGACAGCUUUGACCACCUGCUGCACACUGAGUGAAGAGUUUGCCUGCGUUGAUAAUUUGAUGGAUUUAGUUCUUGGAGAGUUAUGUGGAAUAAAUGAAAAUCGGAACAUCAACCCUGAUGUGGACCACUGUUGCAAAACCAGCUUUGCCUUCAGAAGGUCCUGCUUUGAAGGCUUGGAAGCUGAUAAAGCAUAUGUGCCUCCAUCUACCUUUCAAGGUUUAUUUACCUUUCACACAGACUUAUGUCAGGCUCAUAAGGAGGAGCUCCAGAGAAAGAAAGACAGGUUUCUUGUCAAUGUAGUGAAGCUAAAGCCUGAGCUUCCAGAUGCGGAGCUGCGGUCAUUGCUUACAGAUUUCACUAAUGUGGUGGUCAAGUGUUGCCAAGCAGAGGGGCCUGAAGCCUGCUUUAAUGAAGAGGGCCCCAAGGUGGCAGCCAAAUGCUAGGCUGCUUGAGAAAUACAAAGUAAAACCCGCCAAAGGUUGUGGGGAAAAGAGGAACACAGACUUGACCUGCUUCCUAUCCGUUCUGUGGUGGAUUUUACUUUCUGAGAAGAACACAGUGAAACGAUUCUUCUGUAACCUUUACCUGAAAUCAUGUUAUUGUAGCAAGCAAUAAACAACAAAAUCAUCAAGUUA